AUGGCCAAUGCAGCGUUAGAGGAGAACUUUGUCAAGGCGGCAUCCCUUGUGCGUGAAGGAAAUCAUAUCGCCGCCAUUGGUUUGUACAAGACGAUUAGCUCCGACGAGCACAUCACAGUGGCACAAAAGAUACGGGCAUUUUCUAAUAUGAGCGCCUGUUAUGCUGCGCGAGAACAAUUCGCUGAAGCACUUAGUGCUGCAAAGGAGGCCCUUCAGAUGGACGACCGCAACAGCAAAGUUCAUGGGCGAAUGGCAGCAGCCUACCACGGGCUCAAGCACUACGAGGAGGCCUCGCGACACUAUGCUCGUGCCUACGAGUUGGACCCUAACACUAUUUUGUAUAAGGAACAACAUCAGCUAGUGUUAGAGCUGAUGCGCAGUGGCCGAGGUGUCGCAUCGAAGGACACCCUUGACUCUUACUACUAUCGCAAGGGUAUCGAGCAGGGAAAGGAAGCCAUGACGAAGGGCGAGUAUUUGAGUGCUGUGCGGCACUUCUCCAAAGCGAUUGAACUUCAUACAAAAUGUGCCUCAAAUGGGGAGAGUAACAGGGGGAAUGGCGGUGGUAGCGUAGCGGCAGAUAUGGCUGUUUUACUAUGUAAUCGAAGUGCUGCUUAUGCUCGUGCUGGCCGCUGGUCGGAAUCGCUGAAGGAUGGAAUGAGAGCUAUAGAGGUACAUCCGACGUACGCGAGGGCAUUCUUUCGAGUGGGAUGCGCACAGCAUCAGCUGAAGCGUCCACAAGAGUCUUGCACAGCACUGCGGCGUUGCCUUGAGCUGGAUCCCAGUCACGGCGAAGCGAAGAACUUGAUGGUGGAGGUUGAGAAGCUGGUUGCUGAGGCUUGUAAGACAACGGAAGAGAGAGAGCGCGAACGCGAGAUACAGGUGAGGGAGAUUCUAGAGAGGCAAAACGCAGAGGGUGCAACGCACGCGGUUGGGAGCCGGGGACGUGCCCAUGCAACUUCAUAUGUGCUCUGCAGUUAUUGUAAUGACGGUGGGCACACGCGGGAAGAGUGCCCCCUUCUGCGUCGCAAGCGCUCUCGCACUUCAUGA
This is a messenger RNA of Trypanosoma brucei brucei TREU927, 1047 nucleotides long. RefSeq lists its product as hypothetical. The transcript has a single exon. Lineage: Eukaryota; Euglenozoa; Kinetoplastea; Trypanosomatida; Trypanosomatidae. The coding region runs from base 1 to 1047 and encodes 348 amino acids. Gene Ontology annotation, biological process: post-translational protein targeting to endoplasmic reticulum membrane. The record is from RefSeq and is a predicted model, not a curated record. Gene Ontology annotation, molecular function: zinc ion binding; molecular adaptor activity; nucleic acid binding. Gene Ontology annotation, cellular component: membrane; TRC complex.